AUGAACGCUAGAGGAUUUAAAUACUAAUUGAACAUUCAUGUUGAGAAAGUUUAAAUAAAUAUAAAUUUUCAAUGUAAGAUGCAGGUACAUUUAAAAAGAGGUAAUGCUUAAAUAUAUGUGACAUAGGAAAUUAAAAAGUUGAAACAUAAUAAUUAGCAGAUUUCAAUAAAGGUACUGCAUACAUAAAUGAAACAUUGUCACUAUAGAGUAAUAUUUUUUAAGUGAAUGGAAUUUAUCAAGAGAAAAAAGCUUUACUCACCGUUGUUAUUAUUACUGAUAAAGGCAAUAAGGCAGCAGGCUAAUGUUCAAUAGAUUUCUCAACAUAUUUGAAUCAACAAAAAAAUGGUAUUUUUAAUGGCAAACAUAGAUGUCUAUGAGUAAUUUCAUUUAGAUAAGUGUCCUGAUAAGCAUGCAAAACUUUUCACAAAAAUUAAAUUUAUACUAUUAGGAGAAGUUGAUAUUGACGCAAUUAGUACAGCUUAAUCAAUUGCAGAUGAACAAACUACUGAUAAAAAAUAGCCAGGAUAGACUCAAGAUAAAUAAGAAACUGAAAGCACAGCCAAGAAAAACAAUCUUGAAACUUAAUAGAUUAAACCUUUAUAAAUUGAUGAUUCUUCUAAAUAAAUUUCAAACAACAGUUAAUAAUUAAGCGAUAUAGAGCAAUCGAUAAUUUUAGUUAAACAGGUUGGUCCUUAAGCUCCAAAUCCUUUGUCUUAAAUUAAUAUUUCAUAAUUAAGCGAUGAAUUAGGUGAAUUAAGAAAGAUGAAUGCUGAAAUCAAGAAUUAAAAUAUUUUAUUAAUCUAAGAAGUUCAAAAGGAAAAGCUGUUAAAGGAUGAAUUAUUUUAAUAAGUUCAAAAUUUGAAGCGUUAAUUAGAUAACAGCAUCAAUCUUAAUAAAUAUUAGGAAUAAAUUCUGCAAUAUGAUAAACAAGUAUCAUAACUACAAGAAGUCUUACAAUAAUCUGAAAUAAGCAAUGAAAAUCUAUCUAAAUAAUAUAAAACUACAUUAACAAUGUAUAAAAAUUUGUAAGAUGAAUUUAACACUGUUAAAGAAGCAUUUUUAAUCGAAAAAGAAAAUGCAAGAACUUUUAUGGAAAAACUUCAAGAAAGCCAAGAAAUAUAUAAGUAGAAAGAUAUUGCAAAUUAAGAAUUGAAUAUUAAAAAUUAAGCAGAAUUGUAGAGGAUAAUAGAUGUAGAAAAUUAAAUUAAUCUAUUAAAUUAAUAAAUUUUAUCAUUAAAUAGAUAAAAGGAGGAAUGCAACAAUUAGAUAUUAUAACAAAAAGAUUAUAUUUAACAAUUAGAAUAAUAGAUGUAAUAAUAACACUUUUAAUGUAGCUCAUUAAAUGAUCAAAAAAAGAGUAUUGAUUAAUAAGUAAAUAUUUACAAUAAUCAAAAUAGAUUUAAUAAUAUUAGUAGUAGGUUUAAGAAUUAUAAUCUUAACUUUUGAAUCAAUAGUAGCAGAUGAAUUAAAUGAAAAUCAAAUUUUAAUAGGAUUUAGAUUAAAAACAUAAGGAAUCUUAAAUAAAUGUUGAAAAAUUGUAAGAAUAUUCAUAAAAAAUAUCUGAAUAUUAAUAAUUACAUAAUGAUACCUAAUUGAAAAUGCAAAAGUUGAUAGAGCAGCACGCUCAAGAAAUCAAAAAUUGUUCAGAAAAUAUAUAUUAAGGAGUAAUGCCUCAAAUAAAAUAGUUAAAUUAAGAGAAAGCUUCAUUGGAAUAAACAAAUCUCUCAUAAUUAGAAUAAUUAAAGAUUUAAAAGUCCUUAAAUGAAGAAUAGGCUAUUAGAGAAACAUAACUUAAAUAACGCAUUCAUACUAGUGAAGCAUAAUCAACACAACUGUAAAAACUAAUUAGUGAUAUCUCUGGUGAAACUUAAAUUUUAAUGAAAUAGUUCCUAAAUCAAGAAAAUUUUGAGAAAGAGACAGAACUUCCAGAUAUAUUAUCAAAAUUAAAUUCUUAAAUAAAUUCUAAAAUAAAUAAGUUAUAAUCAGAAAUCGAAUUAUUGAAUUCUUAAAUAUAGUUACAAGAUGAAAAGUAUAAGGAUAGAAGUAAAAGUUAGUAAGAUUCUUUAAUUGAUCAAUUAUCAAAUAAGAACUGCGAGAUUAAUGAUCUAAAGAUUGCAAUUGAAAAUCUAAAAAAUUAGAAUUAGCUCUUACAUCAUGAAAACGAAAAUAUAAAGAGAAAUUUAAAUGAAAUAACAACUUAAUUGGAAUAGAAAGAAAAUGAAAUUUAAUAAUUGAAAUCAAUUAAUGAGGACAAUAUUUAAAAGUAAAACAAAUCAUUGAAAGAUUAAUAAAAUUAAAAUUAGGAAUUGCAAUUGAGGUUAAAGAAUUUGGAAUCUGAAUCAUAAGAGAUUUAAUAUUAGUAUUAAAAUAAAAUUUAAAAUGCAGAUAUGAAGAUCAACGAACUUUUAAAUGAACUCAAGUAAUAAGAAAAUAUUAUCAAUGAUUAUAGUCAUAAACUGAAUGAAGGUAAUAAGAUAAUUUAAGAUUAUACUAAGACAAAUUAAGAAUUGUAGAACAAAACUUAAGAAUAUUAAUAUUAAAUUGAAUAAAAUACAUUCUAAUAAUCAUAAUAUGAAUUAAAUCUGAAGGCAAUUCAGUAGGAAAACACUGAGUUAUAACAAUAAAUCAAUUUAUUAAACCUUUAAUUAAAAUCAUUUCAAGAAAAGAUCUCUGAAGAAGUACAAAUAAAUGCAAAAGAAUAUGAGAAUAUUCUAAAUGAAAAUAAAUAGAAAAUAUCAGAAUAGUAAGGAAUGAUUAAAUAGUUAGAAUAAUAAAUAACAAAUUAAAUUUAAGAAUAUAGGCAAAAUUUAGAUUAGUAAGAAUAGUUCCACCAAAAAGAAUUAUAAAAACAAAACGAAUAAAAUCAAAAUAUAGUCUAAUAAUUAUAGGAGGAAUUGAAAAUUUCCAAAUAAGCUUUGUUAGAAUAGAAAAUUAAAAUUGAUGAAUCUUAAUAAAAUUAAAAUUAGGAGUAGCUUUAGAAUUACUAAUCUAUAAUAGAAAAUCUUUAGUUAGAAAACAAUACAAUAAAAUAGUAACAUCAAUAAUUAGAACAUUAAAAUAACAAUUUGAAAUUAAGCGUUAUAGAAAUUGAUAAAAAAAGCCAAGAGUAAUAACAAUUGCUUGGAUAAUAGUAAAAUUAAAUCACUCAAUUAUAAUAGAAGAUAAAAGAAAUGGAUGGCAUAAUCAAAAAUUUAGAAAUCGAAAAAAAUACAAUUACUAGCAAAUUGACGAAUGAUUUGUAGGAAUUGCAAUAAUAGCUAUUCAGUGAAAAUGAUGAAUGGUAAAAGGAAAAAGAAAUUAUUUAAAAGUAAGUAGAAGACCUUGAAACUUAAAAUGAGGCAUUGAAGUAGACUCUGAAAGAAAAGGAAUAACAGUUACUUAUGAUAUAGGAAUAAAACGUAGCAUUAAAGAGUUAAAAUUAAUUGUUGAAUGAAAUAUAGUAGAAAGUGUAAGAAUUAGAUAAAGAAAACAAAAAUAAUAAACUUAAAUGGUAACAAUAGGUAGAUGAAAUCAAUAGUAAUUCUAACCUUUAAAUUUAAAAUUUAGCAAAUUAAAUCUAAAGUUUGGAGUAACAAUCUGAAGUAUAUAAGUCAGACAUCGAUGAACUUAAGAGAUAGAUAAAUUAAAAAGAUGAUGAUAUAAAAUUAAUAGAAGAAAAAAGUAAAUUAGACAUUUAAUAUUUGAAUUCAAAUUAGAUUAUCAAAUUAAGAGAAAAGGAUGAGAUGAUACAAUAACUCUAAGCAGACUUAUAACAGCUUUAGCAAAGUGAAGUUGAAUAAUAAAGUUUAAUCCAAUUUUUAGAAAGUGCUAAAGAGAAUUUAGAAAAGUUGUAAAUAGAGAAUUUAGAGUACACAUAAAGGAUCUAAUCGGCAAAUGAAAAAAUGAUUGAAUAGAUUAAGGAAUACGAGGUUAAAAUUAAUUCAUUAAAAGAAACAAUAGAAAAUUUAGAGUAAAGUAAUAAUUAGCUAAAAAUUGAAAAUUCAACACAUAAGUCAUAAGUUCUAUCACCUGUGGUAGAGAAUUAAAUUUAAACUAAACUUUAAAAAGAAACAAAUUAAUUGAUAGAGUAAUUGCAAGAUGAAAUAAUAUCCUUAAAAUGCAGAAUAGGGGAUAUGUUAAAUACUGCUUCAGAUAUAGGAGGUCCUAAAUUGGUGGAUAGAUUAUAAUGUGCUUUAGGGAUAAAAGAAUGAGG
Molecule: messenger RNA, 4192 nt
Organism: Paramecium octaurelia
Lineage: Eukaryota; Ciliophora; Oligohymenophorea; Peniculida; Parameciidae
Source: the annotation of a GenBank genome assembly